Messenger RNA from Lodderomyces oxycetoniae, 1293 nucleotides. RefSeq names its product isocitrate dehydrogenase (NADP(+)) (gene IDP1). Gene Ontology annotation, biological process: NADP+ metabolic process; isocitrate metabolic process. Lineage: Eukaryota; Fungi; Ascomycota; Pichiomycetes; Serinales; Debaryomycetaceae. The transcript has a single exon. Gene Ontology annotation, molecular function: isocitrate dehydrogenase (NADP+) activity; NAD binding; magnesium ion binding. The coding region runs from base 1 to 1293 and encodes 430 amino acids. The record is from RefSeq and is a predicted model, not a curated record. Gene Ontology annotation, cellular component: mitochondrion.
AUGAUUAGUGUAACGGCUAUGAAUCGUACUGCAAUGUUGCUGAGACAUCUUCGCACAUUCUCCACAUCAUCCAAACUUGCAGAAAAGAUCAAAGUAAAAAAUCCAAUUGUUGAAUUAGACGGAGACGAAAUGACAAGAAUAAUCUGGCAUAAAAUCAAAGAAGAGUUAAUUCAUCCUUAUUUGGAUGUUGAUUUAAAGUACUAUGACUUGGGUAUUGAAUCUCGUGAUGCGACAAAUGAUCAAAUCACUAUAGAUGCAGCUCAUGCUAUUCAAAAAUAUGGUGUUGGUGUCAAAUGUGCUACUAUCACGCCAGAUGAGGCUAGAGUCAAAGAGUUUGGAUUGAAGAAGAUGUGGCUCUCGCCAAAUGGUACAAUCAGAAACAUUCUUGGUGGUACUGUGUUUAGAGAAAGUAUCAUAAUUCCGUGUGUUCCCAGAUUAAUUCCUGGUUGGGAAAAGCCAAUUGUUAUAGGUAGACAUGCAUUUGGAGAUCAGUAUAAAGCUACUGACUUGGUUAUCAAAGAACCAGGUACUUUGGAAUUACGAUUCACUCCGGAAAAUGGCGGAAAAGUUGAAACUCAUACCGUAUACAAGUAUUCCGGUGCUGGCGUUGGAUUAGCCAUGUAUAAUACAGAUGAAUCGAUUCGAGGUUUUGCUCACGCAUCAUUCAAAAUGGCCUUGAACAAGAACCUUCCAUUAUAUAUGUCUACCAAAAACACCAUCUUAAAAAAGUAUGAUGGUAGGUUCAAAGACAUUUUCCAGGAAAUCUACGAGAAUGAAUACCAGCAACAGUUUGAGAAAAAGGGUUUAUGGUACGAGCAUAGGUUGAUUGAUGAUAUGGUUGCCCAAAUGAUCAAGUCAAAAGGCGGGUUCGUUAUGGCGUUGAAAAAUUAUGACGGUGAUGUUCAAUCUGAUAUUGUUGCCCAAGGCUUUGGUUCAUUGGGGUUGAUGACUUCAGCAUUAAUGACACCAGAUGGAUCAGCUUAUGAGUCGGAAGCUGCCCAUGGCACUGUAACAAGACAUUUCAGACAACAUCAACAAGGCAAGGAAACCUCAACAAAUUCGAUUGCUUCUAUUUUUGCAUGGACAAGGGGUCUUGCUCAGCGUGGGAGAUUAGACAAUACUCCCGAAGUUGUUAGUUUUGCAGAUAAACUAGAAAAGGCAACUAUUGAUACUGUCCAAGAAGAUAGAAUAAUGACUAAAGAUUUAGCUUUGGCAAUGGGCAAAACUGACAGAUCAAGCUAUGUCACUACUACUGAAUUUUUAGACGCUGUGGCAAGUAGAUUGAGGAAAUGA